Messenger RNA from Anoplopoma fimbria (sablefish), 2748 nucleotides. Its product is annotated as RNA exonuclease 5-like. The record is from RefSeq and is a predicted model, not a curated record. The transcript has 20 exons. The coding region runs from base 113 to 2575 and encodes 820 amino acids. NCBI's taxonomy places the organism in Eukaryota, Metazoa, Chordata, Actinopteri, Perciformes, Anoplopomatidae. Gene Ontology annotation, cellular component: nucleus. Gene Ontology annotation, molecular function: RNA binding; exonuclease activity.
UGUUAACGUUACUGAGCUUUAAAGAGGAAGUACUGCUGACUAUUUGAAGCACAAAUAACGUUAGUUUAUUUCAAUAUUCAAGCAUUAAAACCUCUACCAGUGGUGGGAAAACAUGAAUUUCGAGCCCGUAGGAUCCAUAACAUCUGUAGAAACAUCUGAUGAUCUUUCAUCAGCAGCAGAAACAUGCAACAGAAAGAAAAGAAAAAGCGUCGCCCCCACAGCGCACGAGGGCUCCAAGAGAUUAAAAACUGUGCCGGACGGUGAAGAGACGCAGACGUGUGGACGUCCGCAGAGUAUCUCUGUGCUGCCCGACAGCCUCCAACAACCAAUUACACCCGAUGAGCUGAAUCAACUGCUGCACUAUGCCGCUCUGGGGAAAACAGGUGGCAUUGAACAGCCCAGCUGGUGUCGUCUCCACCAUCAGAAGAGGGUUAAAGCUGUGAAUGUGGUGAUCGUGGAGGGGCUGACCCAGAGUGACUUCUACAAACACUACCUCACCCUGCGGCACCUCAGGACCAACUACACCACUAGGGUCACCUUUACUCCAUCAGCUACCAACCUGGCGUCAGGAAUCUUCAGCGGUGAAAUUCCAGAGUCGAGGGCUUCAUCUGUUUACGAAAGACUCAAUAGAAGCAGUGAAUUGGACAACGCAAUGACACUUCACCCAGUAAUCACCAAAUUUGGGACUAAGAAGAGAGGACUGACAGCGUAUGUUCUCAGCCAGGAGGAGAUGAUCAAGAGACACUUCCCCGUCAAAGGAAUGCCGGGCGUUGAGGACUUUGUGUGCACAGACGGUGUUGACUGUGUGACUGACCGCAGCCCUCUGUAUGGACUUGACUGUGAAAUGUGUUUCACAGAAAGAGGAAACGAGUUGACUCGUGUCUCUCUGGUGGACAGUGAUGGAAACUGUCUGCUGGACGAACUGGUGAAACCUCAGAACCGAAUACUCGACUACCUCACCAGGUUCUCUGGAAUAACCGCGGCGAUGUUGCGACCAAUCACAACGACCCUGCGUGACGUUCAGGUGAAGCUCAGGAAGUUGUUGCCGAGCGACGCAGUUCUGGUGGGACAUUCACUGAACAACGACCUCGUGGCUCUAAAACUGAUCCACCAGCACGUCAUCGACACCUCGCUGCUCUACAGGAGAGACUUUGGGCAAAAGUUUAAACUGAAGGUUCUGGCAGACGUUGUGCUGCAGAGGCAAAUACAAACUGCAGAGAAGACGGGUCAUAAUCCCACUGAGGACGCUGUAGCAGCUCUGGAGCUGGCUCAGUAUUUUAUCAAAAAAGGACCUCGUCAGGUGGUAGAGCUCUAUCUGGAGGAGCUGUGGGGAAUUACGAUAAAGGAGGAGUUUUUUUUUGACCUUGAACCUGCACCCAAACAAAGUCUCAGGUUUGCGGACAUAUUACAGACUUUCGGCCGGUCAGUCGCCUUCAUAGGGAAGCGUUCUGACAUCAGCCUGGAUCCGUCCAAUCAGCACUGGCUCAACUAUGACAAAGAGGUGCUGGACUCCUUCAAGAGACGGACCACCUUUCCGUUCCUCUCGGUGCUCCAGUUACCUUCCUUCUCGGACCAUCUGAAGAGGUGCUGCCCUCAUCAGGAGCACCAGCACCAGAGGGUGCGUUCAAACCUUGGGGACAUGUGCGCGGUGUUUGCCGGGCCGUUCCCUGAGGGUUUCUCUGAGGGGGAAGUGAGGCGGCUGUUCAGCUGCUGUGGACCGGUUCGAAAUAUCAGAAUGUUGACCACAACUGUCCGGGUUCAUGCAGAGGUUGAGUUUGAGCUGCUGGAGGGAGCUGUGCUGGCUCUAAAAGCGUUGAAUGGACUUAAUAUGCAGGGACAGUCCAUCAAGGUCCAGAGGCCCGUUAACGAGUCGAUGCUGGACCUGGAUCUGACUCUCGAUGCUUUGAUGUGUGACGGUCUCAACGGCAGUCACCUCUACGCUGUUAAGUUAAACCCCAGUAUGGCUGAAGGCAUUCGCGUUUCUCCACAAGUCAAUGGACAUGCGUCAGAUGCAGAAUGUCCAGGUGACCCGUCUGUCAGAGCGGCGAACGGGUUUCCUUCAGUGAGAGUAAACGGCACGUCGAAGCUCAAGGCCUCUAAAAAGUCUAAACUGUCCGAGGAGACGAUCAGAGAGACAUUCGCUCACUUCGGUUCGGUGGAGAGAGUCGUCCUGCCGGCCAAGUGUGGGAAACGUGCACGACAUGCAUACAUAAAGUUUGAGAGCUCGGCGGAUAGAAACGUGGCCCUCGGCUCCUCUGAGGAACUCUGGAAGGAAAACUACCUCGUCUGUCCAUCCCUGACUCCGCCCCACUUGACCUCAUGGGUUGCCAUGACAACGCCGAUCACGGCAGAGGAUCAGGACAGCGAAGCGGAAGAAGAGGAGAGGAGCGGCACGCACGCCAGUUCUCAGGAGCAGGAAAUGGAUCUCAUGAUGGGGCAGUUGGAUCGCCGCCUGAGGAAGCUCUUCAGAUCUCUCCCAGAAGGCACCUUGUCCGUGGUCGUUCUGCCCGGAAACACCAGUGCUCAUGGACAGCUCCCUGGUUUGUGCCUUACGGAGGUCAAACGAGGGCAGUGAGGAGAACGGAGGAUUAACAAACCUGAGCUCAACAUGUCCUCCAGUCCACUGCACGACGUUUGUUUUAGUGAAAGAGCUGAGUGUUGUAUGUCUGAUUGACUUUUUUUUUUUUUAAAUCAGUUAAAUGUAUAUAAAAAGGAACGUUUAAGUAAAAUACAGUACUUGUUUUUUAA